Messenger RNA from Coprinopsis cinerea okayama7#130, 4962 nucleotides. RefSeq lists its product as hypothetical. The record is from RefSeq and is a predicted model, not a curated record. The coding region runs from base 1 to 4962 and encodes 1653 amino acids. NCBI's taxonomy places the organism in Eukaryota, Fungi, Basidiomycota, Agaricomycetes, Agaricales, Psathyrellaceae. The transcript is spliced from 11 exons.
AUGGCUCUGAUCUGGGAAAAGGGCCCAGAAUUUCGAUUACUGAACGCCCACAGCGCUCAAGAAGACACUCACGAUGGCCAGAGCGACGGCGACGGGAAUGGUUUGGUCAAAAAGGGUGGCGGCCUUGGUUCAGGGCCUGCAGCGUCGGCGCUUGUCGCCGUCGGCAACGACGAGGAAAUGGACUCGUCAACGAUGCCCGUGGCUGGGUUGAACGGCCUUGAACCUCACGGAACCAGGUUGCUUGAUCCUGUGUCAAUACGGGGCUCUAGUAACCAGGGGAAUGAAAAGAAUGGGAGAGACGAUGAAGGUAUGGAGAUUUCGCUUAAUUUGAACGCACGGAUAACCUCUUCCGAUUCAGUUGCACCCACGGAGCCUACCUCAAAUCCCACCCUGACCGGGACUUCACCAGGAAGUGUUUCUGUUGCCGAUUUUAUCACAGAAAAUCGUGCUGCCAUCUGGGGAGAUGGUGCGUCGAAGAAGGGGCGCAAGCCACGCAAAGACAAGGGGGUGAAAAGAGGACCACGCAAGGCAAAACCAGCCUUAGACACCUCGACAAUCUCUGCUGCCCACGAGCAGGCCAGUGCCGCAGAUCCAGCUCCCAACCCAGUGGAAGUAUCCGCAUCUACCGUGACACGAAAGCCUGGUGGUCAGAAGAAGAAAGCAGCUUCUCCGGCAAGCAUUGUAAAGGCACCUUCUCCAAUGCCUUCGGUUGGCCCCUCUGAACCCUCACUACCACUGGGAGGCGUGGUGUCUGGACGUCUUUCGGGACAGGGUACAACACCAGGGAUAGACGUUGCGGAACCUUUCACAGCGGAGACCGUCCCUAAUGAUAUUCCUGUUGAUUCCUCGGCGACUGCACCACCGACGGAUAACCCCGAACAGACCAAGAAGCGUAAGGGGAGGCCGAAGAAGAAUCCACAACAGACACUGGGCGUUGAAGACAUAUUGGACAUCAGGCCUCCCGUCGAAGAUGAACUUUCAAAGUGCAACCAAACCUGGAAGGUCGCUGCAUCCUCACUACCCGCCAAGCCUACUUCUGCCUCAAUUCAUGGGCUCGAUAAGAAGGGAAAGGGGAAAGAGCGACCGCCGUUGAAGCCCCGUGUCUGGACCUCAUCGAAGACUGAGCUUCAAGCCGCAGUCCCCGCCUUCACGAAGGACACGAAUGGCGUCUGCUGGACACACUGCGAAACGGUGGUCGUUAUCCUAGACGAUGACGCUGGCGAUCCUCGAAAGUCUACCAUUCCUUCGAGGAGCAUCGAGAUGAUACCCGUUCCUGAUGGAGGGGAUGUAGUCUUCGAUCUUAUUUUGACGAGAGCUCUAGUUCCGGUAGCCGCCUCGGCGAAGAAAAAUCUAGCGCCUAUGGUUUCCGUGGAGAAGGGCGACGGUGAUGUCCCCACCGCCGACCCCUCGAUGCCGAUCACAGUCCCCACCCAGCCUGACCCACCACCUGUUGAAACCGGCCAGGGGACGCCAGCCCCAGGUGAAAAGCAGCAAGACAGAGACGCACCGAUUUCGGAGGAACCCCUAUCCUUGGACUACCCUCCAGACCCGGAUCCGCCAACCCACCCCAGAAUCGCCACUGACCUACUGGAUCCGGUGUUGUCGACUCGCGCUGCCGAGGCUGCCCAACGUCAGGCCCAGUCGAGUGAGCGGCUCCAGAAGGCGUUUGAGGAUUUUGAAAGGACAGUAGAGGAGAGCGCUGAUGCAUUUAUUGCGAGGCUAGCACCGGUCUUCGACACAGACGCGGCGCUCGCAGGAGGCGUGAAGGAGGACGGGUCACUACAACCGCCGGUCUGCAGCAGUAGAACUGCCGGAGAUAUCCGCCCAGCCAUUCUCGCUACCAUCGAUUCCCAGAAAUCCAUUAUCGAGCCGUCCACCGAAUCGGCACCGCCCACACUCCUCCCAGCGACCGCUUCCGCGCUUACACCUGACGUCAACUUCUCUGUGUCAGCGUUGCACUUAUCCAAAGGCGACCCUUCUCCCGCCGAUCCCAGCACGAUCUCCGUCAAAACUGCCUCCAAGCGACGCAAACCAUUAGCUCAGCAGAUGAUGGAGAAUACCACUCUUCGACGGUCUGGGAGAGCUACUGGGAACCGGUAUCGUACGACCAAACAAGCUUGGACUCAGGAAAGCACGGGGCCACGCCGGUCUGGAAGAGCCACAGCGAACCCAUACCGGUCAGAACACCAGUCGGCGCCUGUGGUUGUUCGGGUUAAGCGGGUAGAGAGGUCGACCAAACAGUCCAUCCAAUCUGCUUCAGCUUCUGCGCGGCAGUUCCGGUCUCGUUGGAAGCAACCCGUUGGAAAGGAUAGUGUCACCUCGAUCUCUGCACCAUUGCUUCGGAAGAGGAAACGACCCAAGCUCCCGCCUUUGGAUAUCCACGCCGCGUUGGAUGCGACAUUUACCCUCGACUUGGAGCUCUUGUCCCCGCUCUCCCCGAUCGCCUCAGAUGACGACGGUGAAGUCAAGGCGGUCGCCAAAGCUGAGCAGAGACGUAAAAGACUGGGAAAGAGGAAACAGCGACCUGUCACCGCGCCAACGAGGGUUUCGAAGAGGUUGAGGGUUAUGAGAGGGGAGAUGGACGAACAGGACGCGAUGGCGGCGAAUUUCGUGGAGGUGAAGGAAGAGGUUGAAGUCACAGUUAAGGUGAAGCGCCCGCGAACGAUGAAGAAGGCGAGGGGUGAUGACGUGCACAAGGAGGACAAACCAGCAGAGUUACCCAUGGAGCAUGCGCCAACCACUGCGGACGACACGACCACAAUCGCUCAAGCUCUGAAAAACGAACUUUCUCCAGCGCACCGGAUGGUGCCAUCUGAACAGGCACUCGCGAAGCUGGAGGACUUAGCACCCCUACCCACCAUCCCUUCAGCGACCACCCCUCCAGUUUCUGUAGCCGAGGUUGACACCUCAGUUGCACAAGCCUCCAUCUCGACCCCGCCCGUAGGGCAUGUGUCGACCCCUGCAGAAGACACGACUGUGAUACUUCAAGUUCCCCAAAACGAACAGUCACCCGCACAUCAGGUGAAGCCAACUCAACCACCGGGGGAGGUAGCACCUCCAGUCACCAUCCCUCCAGCUACCACCCUACCAGCUGCUGUAGCUGAUGUGGACAUUAUAGUUCCGCGACCGUUCAUAUCGACUCCUCCAGUCCUAUCCGAAACUUUGACUCUCGAAGUCACCACCAUCAUGGAAAAGGCUCAGCGAGCCUCGCUCUCUCUUCCGUCGCUUCCUAUGGAAGUCCGUACCAUCAUCGACGCCUUCAUCCAAGACUCGCCGGUCUCUAUCAUCGCUUCCCGUGAACGAACACGGGAACUCCUUCCAGGCGGAUCGAAAACCCUUUUGGAUACUGAGUUUGGUUAUGCUUAUCUUGGACUUUUCAAGGUUCUUGGUUUAGAGGAGAAACCAGUCGUGCGAAGUGGUGGCGGAAGUGACUUAGCGGACCCGUUGACGGUGGAGUGGCGGUUCCGCGUACAGUGGAAUGUUGGAGGAGAGACUAUCGUUAAGCAUGAAGAGGACGUAUCUCGUCCAUGGUGGAAAGACUCGAGUAUAUCCUCAUUGAAGUUGCAGUCGUCGACCAUGAUGGAUGUGUGUGGUGAACGGAACGAACCCACCCUGUCUACCGCGACCACCGCCGUUGAGUCCUCUUCCUCUGGAGGAUCCACUCGGCGUCCAAGCGAAGAAACAAUGGACACCUCGCUGGUACCCCAUCCUAGCCCACCUCGCAUCCUUAACGACCUCACAACACCCCCGCUGUACAUGCGAGCCAAGAUGGAGCAUCCGAACUGGAACCUCCGGGACAUACCACAUUGGGAUAUGUAUUUCUCGUUGGUCCCAUCUUCGAUGUUGGCUGGGCUGGACUCCUGUAUACCGGAUGACGCGUUCCCUACUGGCUGGUUCUGCUCCGAGUGUGGGAUGGUCAACUUUCAGCGGGCGAUGAGGCAUCGCAGAUGUGGAAGCAAAGCGUGUUCUGAGCGCCCACCCGAAGGAUACUCCAGGGAACUUGCUGACAUUCGUGGACCCCACGGGAUGGUACCUGUUCCUUCGCCUUAUAACGAGUUCCCCAAGGAAUCUGUCACCUCCUUCUCGACGAAAUGGAAGAAUGGAAUGCAGACAUUCUCGUAUUAUCUCGAUGGCGAUCAGAAGAAGGUUUUCGUCAAGCACGUCUUCACGGCCAACGUCGCCAAGUUUCAGAAACCGGCUACGAAUUUGCUCGUCGAGAUUCAGAAGAACGUGGAGCUGUUGAGAGUGGCUGGGGACAGUGGCAAUCCUUACUUCGUUCGCAAUUAUGACUUGCCAAUAGAGCAAGCACUAGGCCCGUCAGAUGCUUCAAAUAGCACCCCAGAUCGAGGAUCCUCCGCCACAAAUCCCGAAUGUAUUGUCCAAGCUCGAAAUGUCAUGGUAUCGCGCUCUAGGAAUUAUGCCGAGGUAUCCGGGGAUGUGAUGAAGAUCAACCGUCUGGAGAUCGUCGGUUGGGUGGCUGCUGGAUCGCGUCGGAACCACCCCACCCUUCGUGCAAAGGAGAGCCCUGUUGCAGUGCUGUGUCUGGGGUGCGACGUUGUGAUGACUGUGACACCUGCGGCAGAUAGGGCUGCUGUAAGUGCCCGGGUUCCUCGCGCGACGAAGCCGAAGAAGCCUAAGGGGAAGCCGGAGGCAGGGCAAGAACCUCAGGAGAGCAGUGCUCAACCGCUUCAACCUGACUUGGAUCAGCUCAUGCCCAUGGACGAAACCCCCGCAGAACCAGGACUGGAGCCACCAGCGACAGGCUCACCAGAUGAGCAGGUCUCUCCCCCGCUUCCACUCGAACCCGUUUCUGCGCCAGCACAGGCCUCAUCAACGGCUCCUGUUCCGAGAGACGUCAAGCUGACCAUGGUGCAUGGCGAUAUCGUCGUAUUUUAUGGGAGUGAAUUCGAGUAUUCCUUGAAGAGAGCUGGUCCUUCGAUUCUUGUAUUUGGGUCAUCAUAA